AUGGCGGUUGAUACUAACUAUCUUCUGGGCCUGCUGUCAAACUUACGCGAAACUGGAGAGUUCUCGGAUACUGAAAUCAAAUGCGAGCCUUCAAGCUUCCAACUUCAUUGCUGUAUUAUUUGCCGACAGUCUGCGUUCUUUGACGGGAUCAUGAAGCAUGAUUGGAAGGAAACCAGAUCACGCGUUGUUACAAUCUCCGAUGAUGCCUUCAUCGCCUCCAAAAUGUUCGAUUAUCUUUAUCGUGCAGAUUACGAUGACCAUCCCAAAACCCUAAAUGACCUAUGUGGAAAGGACGAAAAUAAAUUGGGAGAAUCGCCAAAAGUUGAUGCUGAGCAUCAAGAUACCUCUAUUAACACUCUUCCAUCUCACUGGAGACGUGCACGCAUCAAUGUUCAAGUUUACGCUAUUGCGGAGAAGUAUAUGAUAGAUGCAUUGAAAGAGGUAUCUAGGAAGAAAUUGGAGUCUAAUAUGGAAAAAGAGUGUAAUGAGGUCGGCUUCAUCAAUGUUGUGCAGGAUGUGUAUGGGCCUGAGUUUCCACGUGGCUCAGAGCUCUGCAAUGUUCUAGCACGGUUUGCCCUCCAGCACGUUUCCACUCUCAAAAAGUCUCAACAUUUCCAACAAAUCCGAAAAGACUACCCACAAUUUGAGUAUGAUUUUUGUACCUUGUUGAUGGAGAGUGCCACUAGGGUUGUGGGAGUUUUGGGGAGAGCAAAAUCAUUACCCUGGUAG
Messenger RNA from Aspergillus pseudonomiae, 729 nucleotides. Its product is annotated as BTB/POZ domain-containing protein. The coding region runs from base 1 to 729 and encodes 242 amino acids. The transcript has 3 exons. Lineage: Eukaryota; Fungi; Ascomycota; Eurotiomycetes; Eurotiales; Aspergillaceae. Gene Ontology annotation, molecular function: protein binding. The record is from RefSeq and is a predicted model, not a curated record.